UGAAUCUAGUCGCGUGUGUACUGCCAACUGUUGCUGUUGUGCGUGGGAAGAGAAGCGUUAAUAUCGUUUCAUUUCAAGUAGUCAGGUUGCUUGUUGAUUGAUUUAAUUUAUACUAUUUGCACACAUACCAAUACAUACAAGCAGAAUCAUGAACAGCCUAAAGAAGUUGCCCAUGCGUCUGCUCGCCAAUGCAGCACGUCAGCAAAGCGCCGCCAUGUCCUCGGCUACUGGCCUGCCCCCACCACUGACCUGUCUUACCGACGAUGAGAUGAUGAUGAAGGAGACAGUCGCCAAACUGGCCCAGGAUCAAAUCCUGCCACUGGUCAAGAAAAUGGACCUUGAGCACAAGUUUGAUCCCUCUGUUGUUAAGGCUGUGUUCGAGAACGGCCUGAUGGGCAUUGAGAUUGACACUGAGCUGGGCGGCAGCGGUUGCAACUUUUUGACCAACAUUAUCGUUGUGGAGGAACUGUCCAAGGUCGAUCCAGCUGUGGCUGCCUUUGUCGACAUUCACAACACGCUGGUCAACUCGCUGAUGAUCAAGUUUGGCAACGCCGAGCAGAAGGCCAAAUAUUUGCCCAAAUUGGCGCAAGAAUACGCCGGCAGCUUUGCUCUGACUGAACCCGGUGCAGGCUCCGAUGCGUUCUCCCUCAAGACCGUUGCCAAGAAGGAUGGCUCUCACUAUGUGAUCAAUGGCACCAAGAUGUGGAUCUCCAACUCCGAUGUGGCUGGUGUUUUCCUGGUGUUCGCCAACGCCAAGCCCGAAGAUAAAUAUCGUGGCAUUACCACCUUCAUUGUUGAUCGCGAUACUCCCGGUCUGAUUGUGAACAAGCCUGAGGAUAAGCUGGGCAUCCGCGCCUCUGGUACAUGCAUGAUCACCUUCGACAAUGUGCGCGUGCCCGAGGAGAACAUUCUGGGUACCUUCGGCCAUGGCUACAAGUAUGCAGCAGGAUUCCUGAACGAGGGUCGCAUUGGUAUUGGCGCUCAGAUGGUUGGUCUUGCCCAGGGCACCUUUGACGUCACCAUUCCGUAUCUGCUGGAGCGCAAGCAGUUCGGUGAUGCCAUCUACAACUUCCAGUCCAUGCAGCACCAGAUUGCCACAAUUGCCACAGAGAUUGAGGCUGCUCGUCUGCUCACCUACAACGCAGCCCGCAUGCAAGAGGCUGGCAUGCCCUUCCAGAAGGAGGCGGCCAUGGCCAAGUUCUUUGCCUCUGAGGUGGCUCAGCGCACUGCCACCAAGUGCAUUGACUGGAUGGGCGGCGUUGGCUUCACCCGCGACUUCCCACAGGAGAAAUUCUAUCGUGACGCCAAGAUCGGCGCCAUCUACGAGGGCACCACCAACAUGCAACUGAGCACCAUUGCCAAGUGCAUUAAGAAUGAGUUCUCGGGCUAAGCUAAACAUAGUCCUUAGUUGACCUUAGGUCUAUACACAAAUCUGAGAUAUCGUACGUCAGAUACGUCAAGUGCAUUUAACAGUUUCUUUUUGUUGUCAACGAUACAUAGAUCGUUGCAAUCGCAUUUAUAUGAAU
This is a messenger RNA of Drosophila busckii, 1526 nucleotides long. RefSeq names its product short/branched chain specific acyl-CoA dehydrogenase, mitochondrial. NCBI's taxonomy places the organism in Eukaryota, Metazoa, Arthropoda, Insecta, Diptera, Drosophilidae. Gene Ontology annotation, molecular function: flavin adenine dinucleotide binding; acyl-CoA dehydrogenase activity. Gene Ontology annotation, cellular component: mitochondrion. Bases 149 to 1390 code for a protein of 413 amino acids. The transcript has 4 exons. The record is from RefSeq and is a predicted model, not a curated record.